UCUUUUUAUUCAAGUUAAUUUAAAGCACUUUAAUCAGCUUGGGUUGUUUUUCAAUGUAUUUUUUUAAAUUUCUAGACAUGUAUAUGCCUCAGUUUAAAAAAUGCACAUAAAGUGGAAGGAGACAAGUGUUAUUUAAAGGUUAGUUUUUCAUUUCUGCAUUGUGCAAACAGUCUCUGUUAUUUGUUUUAAAUUCUAGAGUUAAUUUAUGAAUAAAGAAGCAAAAAGAAGUGACACAGAGAACAAAAUGUCAUCCCUGGAAAAUAGCAAGAGCUGCAGGAGUCCAGACGUGCCUGAAGAUGAAGGAGAAGAGGGACGCAGCUCCAAACAGAGACACUCUGAGGAGAAACCUCAGUGUGAACAGUGCGGCAGGAGAUUUGCUAACGCAAGGAAUCUGAAGCAACAUCAGCAAAUUCACACAGGAGAAAAGCCUCACAUCUGUAGCUACUGCAGCAAGGGUUUCCGAACCUUGAGCAAUCUGAAAGCUCAUCAGAAGAGCCACAUUGGGGAGAAGCCUUACAGCUGCAGCCAGUGUGGAAAGAGUUUUACUCAGUCAGCCUCCCUGAAGGAGCAUCAGAGAAUCCACACAGGAGAAAAGCCCUUUCUCUGUGAGUUGUGUGGAAGAACUUUUAGAUGUUUGCAUUCUUUUAAGUAUCAUCUACUUGUCCACAAAGGAAAAAAGGCUCAUAUCUGUAGCUACUGCAGCAAGGGUUUCUUAACCUUGAGCAAUCUGAAAGCUCAUCAGAGGAUCCACACUGGGGAGAAGCCUUACAGCUGUGACAGAUGUGGACGAUGCUUCACUUGGUCAGUAACUUUGAAGCAGCAUCUGAGAAUCCACGAUGAAGAGAGAUCUUAACCACAUCCAUCAACUGAUGCCUCCAGCUGCUAUAAGUUUUGUCUUGCUGUUUCACAGACACCAACAGUGGAAACGUCUUUGAAUUAAACUAAUUUUCAUGUAA
Girardinichthys multiradiatus is the source of this 956-nucleotide messenger RNA. Its product is annotated as zinc finger protein 679-like. Gene Ontology annotation, biological process: regulation of transcription by RNA polymerase II. The transcript has 2 exons. The record is from RefSeq and is a predicted model, not a curated record. Bases 206 to 853 code for a protein of 215 amino acids. Gene Ontology annotation, molecular function: RNA polymerase II cis-regulatory region sequence-specific DNA binding; DNA-binding transcription factor activity. NCBI's taxonomy places the organism in Eukaryota, Metazoa, Chordata, Actinopteri, Cyprinodontiformes, Goodeidae.